Symbiodinium natans is the source of this 498-nucleotide messenger RNA. The record is from the annotation of a GenBank genome assembly. Lineage: Eukaryota; Dinophyceae; Suessiales; Symbiodiniaceae.
AUGAUCACCGUGGUCGCGUUCAUGAUCACGAGCAAGAUCUCCAGCAGGAGGGCUGAGCAGGCCUGCGCGGCUCUCGUGGGCCAGGAGGCCCCAGACAUCCAGCUGAUAGAGCAGGCUUCAGGCUCCACAACGACGCUGAAGGAGUUCCUGGCGAAGAACAAGAAGCCCACGGUCAUCGACUUCUACCAGAACUUCUGUCCGGCGUGUGGCCCGGCAGCUGAGAAGAUCGAGCAGCUCGCUGGAGACGAAAAGUACAAAGAUAAGGUCAACUUCAUGCUCGUGAAUAUGGGUUCCAGAGACGAUGCUGUAAAGUACGCCAAAGAGCGCAACUUGAAAGAUGCCUGGCAUGGACAUGGCAAGCCGCCGUCGGACUAUGGCGUCAUGUAUAUACCGCACAAGGUACUCAUCGAUAGCGACGGCAAGGUCGUCAAGAACUAUAAAGUGGAGCUGCCCAGCGACCUCGAGCUGGUACUCAACGCGAGCAAGAAGGAGUCUUAA